Ceratitis capitata (Mediterranean fruit fly) is the source of this 4492-nucleotide messenger RNA. It is a transcript of the gene sp3, whose product is annotated as phosphatidylinositide phosphatase SAC2. Gene Ontology annotation, cellular component: clathrin-coated endocytic vesicle; early endosome. Lineage: Eukaryota; Metazoa; Arthropoda; Insecta; Diptera; Tephritidae. Bases 177 to 3698 code for a protein of 1173 amino acids. The transcript has 15 exons. The record is from RefSeq and is a predicted model, not a curated record. Gene Ontology annotation, molecular function: phosphatidylinositol-4-phosphate phosphatase activity. Gene Ontology annotation, biological process: regulation of endocytic recycling; phosphatidylinositol dephosphorylation.
GCUGAUGACAGCUGGUCCGAAAUUGCACCUUCCAGAGCAAAUAAAGGAAAGGUUCAGUGCUUUUUUAGAUAAAGUGGAAAAAUUAGUUGCAAAUAUAUUCAUCGGAUGAAUGAAAGUGAAAAUUACUAUUACAAAAUUUAGAGAUAUUAGUUUAGUGCAUAUUCGGCGCCGUUACAAUGGAAGUUUUUCAAACGGAUAAUUAUUAUAUAUUUGUGAAACGUGAAAAAAGUUUGUGGUGGCACCGUAAAACGUCGGAGUUUACAAUUAAAGCAGGCUGGGAUCUCUCCUCUGUGGACGACAUCGAGUGCAUUGGCAUUACACAUGGCAUUGUGGGCGUCAUCAGUUUGCCAAAUGUCUAUGACCCUCAUUUGGUGAUUAUAAAAGAGGCUACGCCGGUCGGAGUACUCUAUGCACCGAAUUUAGUAUAUAAAAUCAAGUCAAUCUGUAUUUUAAGCGCCGAUGAACCGGAUACGGUAUUGACCUCCUGCACAAGGCACUCGAGAAGCGCCAAUAGCACACCUACACAUUCGCCAGCAACGGACGCUUCCGCCACAGGCAACACCAGCAACACUGCUACAACGAAAACCAAACUUUUCGAGGGUGCACAAUUGAUGAACAAGACAUGGGGUGCCGUAAAAAUAGCUGGUAAUACUAUAAAGAAUACCACGCAGCAAGCUGCUGCUUUAGCUUCCAAUCAGAUGAAGUCCUCUGUCGGUAUAAGAGAUCCAUCACGCAUUGAGAAACGCAUCACGGAUGAGCUGCAUAAGAUAUUCGAUGAUACGGAUAGUUUUUAUUUUAGUUUCGACAGCGAUAUCACCAAUAAUUUGCAACGUCAAAGUGCGGCAGGGGAACAGAGACAGCAAUAUGAUGACCGUUUCUUUUGGAAUAUGCAUAUGAUUGCUGAUAUUUUGAAGUUUAAAGAUAAUACAUGGGUAUUGCCCAUAAUACAAGGAUUCGUGCAAAUUGAGCCUUGCGUGAUAGGCAAUGAAUGCUUUACGCUGGCGUUGGUAUCGCGCAGGUCACGAUAUCGUGCUGGCACAAGAUAUAAACGUCGGGGCGUAGAUGAGCAAGGCAAUUGCGCCAAUUACGUUGAGACCGAGCAAAUAUUGUCUUUUCGUCACCAUCAUUUAUCAUUCGUACAGGUGCGUGGCUCAGUGCCCAUUUUUUGGAGUCAGCCAGGCUAUAAGUAUCGGCCACCACCGCGAUUGGAUAGAGGCGAACAAGAGACGUACGAGGCAUUCGAGUUGCAUUUCACCAAAGAAAUAUCGAUUUAUGAUGGCGUUUGCAUUGUCAAUUUGGUUGAGCAAAGUGGCAAGGAGAAAUUGAUUGGUGAUACUUAUGCAAAGCAUGUGAUAAAGUACAAUAAUGAUCGUUUAACUUAUGUUACUUUUGACUUCCACGACUAUUGUCGCGGCAUGCGUUUCGAAAAUGUUUCGGCGCUCGUUGAAGCUCUGGCGCCGGAAGCAGGCGCCAUGGGCUUUCAUUGGCGUGAUCAACGUGGCGUUAUUUGUAACCAAAAAUCAGUAUUUCGCGUUAAUUGUAUGGAUUGUUUAGAUCGCACAAAUGUUGUUGAGACGGCAAUAGGUAAAGCUGUGCUGGAAUCACAGUUAGUAAAAUUAGGCCUAUCGCCACCGUACACCCCUAUACCGGAGCAAUUAAAGUCGCCAUUUAUGAUAGUAUGGGCGAAUAAUGGAGACAUCAUAAGUCGUCAGUAUGCCGGCACCAACGCUUUGAAGGGUGAUUAUACGCGCACUGGCGAGCGGAAGAUAAGUGGCAUGAUGAAGGACGGCAUGAACUCGGCGAAUCGUUUCUUCAUACAAAAUUUCGCUGAUUCCUUCCGGCAAUGCAUAAUUGAUUUAAUGCAAGGCAAACUAGUUGAUGCUAAUGAAUUGAAAGAGGAUGAAGUUAUGAAGACAAUAUUACACAUUUUCUGCCCAUCGACGCCGGCUCCAACGCGCGGUUACUAUAAUGCCGGUGUGCUCGGUCCGGAAUUACAUUUUCUGGAAAAUAUCGUUUAUACAAGUUAUUAUCUCGCGCGUUUUAAAGAUUCCUAUCGUCAAGCCACCAUCGAUCUCAUGCUCGGCAAUCAAGUGUCGGCCGAGUCGUUAAAUGCGUUGGGCGGUCAAGCAGCACCCGAUGAAACUGACGCAUUAGAGGGUGCAGAGCAAGCUAAACUACUGGUAGAGGAUUGUCGUCGUUUGCUACUCGGCUCUUCGCAGUAUCCAGUGGGAUCGUGGGGACUCAUUGACGCUGAUCCAACUACUGGUGAUUUAAAUGAAACCGACGUCGACACUGUACUUUUGCUCACUGAUGAUUGUUAUAUUGUUGCCGAAUAUGAUUCACAUUUAGAUAAAAUUGUACGCUUUGAAAAAGUACAACUACAAAAUAUAGUUCUAAUUGAACUGGGCAUGUACCAGCAAACCAAAUUGUUCCAAGGCUCUGCGCCAGCUUUGCUUUGUUUGCGUCUCAAUUACAAAGUCGACGGUGUAGACGGCUAUUUUCAUAUGUUUCGUUCGGCAAAUAUACGAUUCUUCAAUAAUAUGGUAUAUGUGAUCAAGACGCAAGAGGAAGUGAUGGAAUCCCUUAUGUCCAUUGUGGAGAUGUUCCGCAUUGCACUCGACAACAUAGGCAAGUCCGACGUGCGUUUUAUCACAGGUGGUGUCCUCCAACGGCGUAAAAGCAGAAAUCCCACGCUAGAAGUACCAAAGGGCAUGCCACGCAAUCUCUCCGAAUCUCAAUUGGUACAAAUCAGCUCAAAAGCAAUUUCUAAUGUUGCCGGUCAAUUCUCCAAAUUGGGGCAGUCACUCAAUCCAAAUAAAAAUAAGAAUUCCAACUCAAGUGCAAACGCACAAAAGCAGCAAACGAAUGAAACAGCAAAAAUCAAUCCACAAGUUAUGCGUCAAUCCCAAACGUCCAUUGAACAGGCUGAGGAGGCUGAGAAGGCAGUUUUUUCCGUUGGACGCGCUAAGCGUAAUUCGCAUAGCAGCACCGAUACGGAUGAGAAUGAUAGCAGUAUUUAUGAACCCGAACUGGGCUCGGAUGUGGAUUUGGCGAUCGCUGCAAAUAAUCUUACAGCUGCUGACGCUACUGCGGCUGGCAAAUCGGGUUUUAAUGAAAAUGAUUUUUUACCCUCUGUUGGCAUUGUGAUGGGCAAUACACAAGAUGGCGUACAAUCACCUGGUUCUGAUGAUAAUAUGGAUCGCUUAGAGCAAAAGGAUAGUAUGGCAAAGAAUAGCGAGGAUGUUUACGCAAUUUCAAUAUCAUCCGUGACCGAUCAUGUGACAAUGCCUACUGGGCUUUUGGAGAAUGCACCACCCGUGCGACCAAUAACGCCAAAUCCACAAAUUUGUGUGCAAGACGAAAUGGAUGCGGCGUCUGCUCAAUGCACCAGUGAAGCAGCAGCUAAAGAUCUCAACCUACCGCUUGGUGGUGUGCCAAGCGAUACUAGUAAACUAAAACAAUUGGCAAGUCCUUUGUCGCGUACCAUGGUGGUGAGUCCUCUCUCUAAAUUGGCCAAAGGCAUGCAAAAUAUUGGCUUAAAUUUGGAUCCACGUAAGAUAACAACAAAGACCAGCGUUCUGUCACCAACAAGCACUUCAACCGGCGGUACACCGCCAUCGGAGCGACAGAGCAAUCGUACGCAACUACAAGAGCUGUGGGCAGAGCAUGAAUGCAAGACUAAGCUGAUCGCAUUAUAAAGGGGAAAAUCGGCUGAGCAAUAAAGGGAAGAACUUUAUAGCUGUUUAGCAAAAAAAAAAAAACAAAAAAAUAAUAAGGAUUGAAAAAAGCUAAUUUGAAGUUUGGCCGAAACAGUAUACUUUCUACACUAAACAAAAAAGAAAAAUAAUUAAAAAAAAAAUCAAAACUCCCCACAAAAGUAUCGCUUUCGAAGAUAUUGGCACGUGGCACGAGUUUGAUUUUAGCUGACAUCGCGUUUGUUAAAUUUAAUAAUCGAGGAAUUUUUAGUAGUCGGUUUUGCUAAUUGUAAUAUUUAUAAAGCAUAAUAACGUAAAUGGUAUUUUAAUAGCAUACUUAUUGUGCGCAAGUGAUUGCAUACAUAUGUACGUAUUGUAGUUUUGUGUGUGAAAACACACUCUCGUUUGUUGCGUAAUUUACGUGUUAAUCAAUCGGAGUUUCGUAAUUAAAAUGCAUAUUUUUAUUAUAUAUAUUAAUUUUGUUAUGAUUUUUUGCGCAUGAAUAUUUAAUUAGGCUUAAGACUAUUAUGAAAACUGCUAGGCACUUCGUAAAUGUUAUGUUGUUGUUAUAAAAUUACGUAAAAAAAAAUUAUAAAAGAUACAACAUAAAACAUAAAUGUCAACUUAUUUUCAAGUUUCAUAAAUUCUUCUAUAUACUCGUAUGAACCACCAGUAUUUCUUGAAUACUUUGCGGUAUUUUGAUAUACAGAAAUUGUAAAUUAUUUAUAAUAAAAAGGUUUAAGACAGCGAACACAUUUUUCUGCAAAAUUUUCUUUAUGCUGUUUCAUGACAUUUAA